Messenger RNA from Pygocentrus nattereri (red-bellied piranha), 3242 nucleotides. RefSeq names its product BRCA1 associated RING domain 1 (gene bard1). Lineage: Eukaryota; Metazoa; Chordata; Actinopteri; Characiformes; Serrasalmidae. The transcript has 11 exons. Bases 96 to 2504 code for a protein of 802 amino acids. The record is from RefSeq and is a predicted model, not a curated record. Gene Ontology annotation, molecular function: protein binding.
CAGCGACAGCGUCGACACGAAGGGAAAACUAGUUUCGGCGGUUUUCCUCUGCUUUUCCUUUCCAAAGUGCAUUAAAACGUUACUAUUCACCUAUAAUGGGUGAUCUGCUUGAUCCUCCCGCAGAGUCAGAGAAUGGCGCUUGGGAGAAAACCCGAGAGGCAGUGGCAAAUUUCCGAAAGUUGCUGCUCUGCUCUAAAUGUUCAAACAUCCUGACUGAGCCGGUGUGCCUGGGCAUUUGUGAACAUUUGCUUUGCAGGUCAUGUGCAGGUCCUCAUGCUGGAGACGGCUGCAGUGUGUGUCACAGUCCUGCGUGGGUGAAGGACAUCCAGAUCAACAGGCAGCUCAGCAACAUCACAGAGCUCUUCUGCAACCUGGAGUCACUGCUUUAUCCCUCAGAGGUCCAAGCUCCUUCUGCAGAUUCUUCCACACCUUCAAAUGAAACGUCUGUCCUCAAGCAGAAGAAGAACUUCAAGAUCUGGUUCAGUCCAAAGAGUCGCAAAGUACGCUGCAGAGUGGAGAAACCCGUGGAAGUUAACUUACAGACAGGAAAAACUGGGCCAUCUGAGCCAACAUCUAAGCUCCAAGACACUAAGCUUUUGUCCGUUUUCAACUUCAACUCCUCCUCUCAGGAUUCUGGCUCCUCCUCUUCUCCAAGGAAUGGAGGACAUCACGGAAGAAAGACGAAAAGAAAGAAAAGGAGUGUGGGAUAUGCUGGAAAACAGGCCAGCAACAUAUCUAGGCCCCCCACCAGGUAUCAGACCAAGCAGAAGCUGAAGACGAUGAGGCUGGAGGCUGUGAACCAACAGUGGGGAUUUGGUAAAGAUGGUGCCCUGGAAGGCGAGGUUCAAGAGAAAGAAGAGAAGAAUUGUGAUGACAGUGAGGGUAAGAUAAGUAAGAGGGUGUCCUUCCAGUGUCCAGACAGCUUACUCAAGCCCCAGGAGAUCCAGGAGGCCUCUCCCCAGGGGGCCCCCAGCUCAAAGAAGAUAUUGAAGGACGGAACAGUGAAGGAAAUUGAGCUCUCAAGCGAGGAACAAAAAUCUCCAGCACAAAACAUGCAGUCUGUCUGUGAGCAGCAGCCUAAUCCAGUUAUAGAGACUGAACCAGCAGUCAACACCAAAAGACCUGCUCGUCCUUCCCCAGCAAAAUCUCCCAAAAGAGCCAGGCCCAAAGAGCAGGGGGGCAGCCCGCAGACCACGCCAAAGCGGCCUAGGUUGUCUCCACUCAGGAGGGGAAGGUCAGCCCCUGGUAGGCUUGCCCCACUGCCCACGCCUUCGCUUUCUCCAGAAAGCUCCAGACUCUCCAAUGUUUGUGAGAGAGCCAGACAAGAGGAAGCACAAGGAAGCCCAAACUGUUCACCUUCUAGUGGGAGGAGGGCUCCAUCAGAGCGCCACAGCCAGAGUAGCCCAGCCUACAUGAAGAGGAACCAUAAAGGAGAGACGCCUCUACAUUUGGCUGCCAUUAAGGGUGAUGUGGAGGCGACAAAAGAACUUCUGGCUCAGGGAGCUGACCCCAACCUGAAGGACAAUGCUGGCUGGACUCCACUGCAUGAAGCAUGUAACCUGGGCCACCUGGGUGUGGUGGAGGUUCUGCUGCAGCAGGGGGCGCUGUUAAACACCCCCGGCUAUGAGAACGACUCUCCACUUCAUGAUGCAGUGAGGAACGGACAUGUGGCCGUGGCCAGACUGCUGCUGAAGCAUGGAGCCUCUCCCAGUGUCCUGAAUAUACUUGGCCUUCGACCUGUUGAUUACGCCGUGACUCAAGAAAUGAAGGAGGUCCUAAGAGCGGGUACUGAGGCAACCCAUUCUACGACAACGCCACUGACCUCUCCAGCCAGCCUCUCAAAGUCACCAGGCAUCAUCAGAAGAGACGUGCCGGUCACUCUGAUUGGAAGUAAAUUGACCCAACUCCAGCAGAACCAGCUCAUCAAAGCGACGCGAAUCCUGGGUGGAAGACGUGUCGAGACUUUUUCUAGUGCAGUCACCCAUGUGGUUGUGCCAGACGGUCCUGUGCCCGCAACUCUGACCGCACUGCAGGGCAUCCUGAGCGGCUGCUGGGUCGUCAGCUUUAGAUGGCUGGCUGAUUGCCUACAGCAGGGCAGGUGGCUAGAGGAGAGCGAGUUUGCAGCGGGCGAGGGGCCGCGGCGGGCUCGUGUGAACGGGGACAAUCUGCUGCCACGGCUGUUUGAUGGCUGCUUUUUCUAUUUGCUGGGAUCCUUCCAGAAGCCUCCUAAAGAGGAGCUCCUGCAGCUAGUAAAAGCAGGAGGCGGACAACUGCUUAGCCGGCAGCCCAAACCGGACAGCGACGUCACCCAGACACUAAACUCGGCGGCCUAUCAUGCCCAGCCCAGCUCAGACCAGGCCUUCUGCACUCAGUACAUCCUCUACGACCCUGAGGGCUCCUACAGGCCCAGCCGAGUCCGUCUGGGCAAAGUGUGGUCAGCCCCCUCCUCGUGGCUUCUAGACUGCAUCAAAGCCUUCAGCCUUCUGCCUGUGCCUGAGGUCUAGAGGUUCAGGACGGCGAACCAUCAAUAUAACAGCCACUGUCAAGUGAGCUGGUAUCUAUAAGAACGAUCAUGCUGACUCUCAGUUAUGUUUGUGGCUCAUGUUGACUUGCUUGGACACAAGCUUUGACAUCUAAUGUUCACCUCUGAGUGGUAAAUCCUGUUAAACAGCCGCAUAAAUGGUUUCUUAAAGAAAUAUGACAGUUAUCUCAUCAUGAUGCAAUGCACACAGUUAGACCUGACAGAACUGCCUUAUCUGAAAAUAUGGUGUACUGACACACUUGCAAAAGUAAGCUGAGGUAAGUGCAGUCUUGACAGGCAGUACUUUUUAGCUGGUUGAGAAAAUGUCAGCCUUGCCCAGUGCUGCACAAGCUAACUGUCUAUUAUGAGCUGUCUGGAUUUUACACUUCACAUAAUUUUACUUAAACCUGCUAAUAGAGGCAUCAUGUAAAAGGGCGUUCAGUUUAAAAUAACUCAUUUCUGAAAUCUUGGUCUGUUUUUGUAUGUGAUGUUUUUAUGUUUUACGUUUGAUUCACUUUGGAGAGAGAUAAUGAAUGAGGUUAUAAUUACUGUAUCUAUGUUAAGCACUGUGAAAGAGAAGAAAAUUUGUGCUAUCCUGCUGAGAUUAGUUUCGCUUCUGCAAAAUGCUGUUGUGAAAUGUUAAAUAGCUUUGCAGGGCUAUUGUGCCUUUUCUUUUUAUGGGACAAAUUAUACCAUCUGAAAGAAAGAAAAUUAGGAUGUG